Paramuricea clavata is the source of this 7822-nucleotide messenger RNA. NCBI's taxonomy places the organism in Eukaryota, Metazoa, Cnidaria, Anthozoa, Malacalcyonacea, Plexauridae. The record is from the annotation of a GenBank genome assembly.
UCAAUACGGUAAGCAUAGUUGCAAGGAAAUUGACAAAUUUGGAAAGGUUUUCUGGUUCUAUCUAAUACGAGAGCUGUAUCUGAAUGUUGGGCUUUGUAGGUAAUCCAAGUACGUGAGCAUGUAUAAUAAUUUAUUUACUCGUACUCGCUUCACUUGGUAAGUACUAAAGUACUACUAGUUUCUACUAGCGUGGAAUAUUACAGCUGAAACUUGAGAAAAAAGUAAAUUCACAAUAAUUUACUAAAAUGUGGAAGUUUUUUUCAAAAAACUGAAAUAACUUUCUUCAUUGCCAUAAUCGUGAACGCAGUGAGUUAUAAAAAAUGAUAACUCUCUAACAUCUUCAUAAUGUUAACGAGAGAGAGUUACGUCAAACAUAACUCUCUCAUGUUAGUUCAAGGAAACAUCGGGAGAGUUAAGAAAUUGGGUGUGGUCGUUGGGGAAAGUGGGCGUGGUUCUAACAUAACUCUCCGAAAUCAUAACUCUCCGAGAUAACUCUCCACUUCAUAACUCUCCGUUUAGCCGGUCCCUGUGCGUGUUGGUUUGAAACGUUCAUUGUGUCAUUGUUUACAAUUUAAUUAUUAUCUAAGACGAAGUUAGCAUAAUAGAACCUUAUCUAGCAUGAAUAGAACUCUAUUUCGCAUAUAUAGCGCUUAUCUAUUCACUGCGGAAAUGCCUUUAGGACAUAUCUAUACACACAGUUCGUGACUAGUAUGAACAUUGUCAAAAUCAAUCGAACCGUGCUACAGUAAAAAUUGCUACCGAAGUUCAAGGGACUUUAUAUUCUACCGUAAUCAUAAUCGCUACAAUUGGUACAAGUGUAAACCAAAGUACGUAAGUUUAUAGUUAUUGUUGUUAUUAUUUAGGUUUGUUAUUGUUAUCAUGUGCAUGCGUAAAUCUAUAGUUAUAUUAGUUCGUUAUUAAGUUAGUUAUUUUUUUGCUGUCGCGUUUCAGUUCGAACCAACACAACACCAAUACCUCACCACCUCACCACUACAAUACUAAAGUGUGAAAGUACAGAGUGAAACUACCGUGAAUUAAAACUACAAAACGUAUAUCUUCGUCUACAUUGUUUGUGAUUCAUUAUCUAACAAUUGAUUUACCGUCAAGCUAGGACAAUUCAAUCAUUUCGUGACAACAACAGUCUAUUCAUUGUUUGACGUCAACUAAAGCUUUGUCCUUUUCAUCUGUUGAGUUCGAAAAUUCAAUUGUACCACUCGCUACCCCUGUAACUCGUCGAGAAAUUCUAAUUUGGCAACGUAAGAGUUACAGUGCGUACAGACGCACAAUCCACCACAGACACAGUAUAAAGCAGUAUACAACAGUUAUAAUGCUAUAUCUAGUUAAAAUCUCUCGAACGUACUUCGAUGUAUGAUUCCGCACCAAAUUUCGUGCGAGUAAGGCUGCUUAUGUUAUUCACAACGCUCAAUAAAUCUUUAAUAGAAAGCUUUGGUACACCGUCACUCGCUUGUUUAAAUCAGCUUCAAUAUCUUUGUCAUUUUGUCGAUCGUCAUUCUGUAAAGCAGCCUUUACGGUUUCGUAAACACUAACAGACAUGGUUAGUAUUAGUUCAUGCAGAAUUUCUGAUAGUAUAUCUUCCCAUUGAACUUUAAUAAUUUGCGGUCAAGCACAAAGUAGCGAUCAGAAAGGUCAUAGACCUUUCCGUGCACUAAUAAAGCCUGAACGGUAUGAUCGAUCAAAAAAAUCCAACCAAUGGGGAUUCAGGAUUGUUUUGAAUUAGCCAAUCGGAUCGCCUGUAUUCGAGCCCCUGAUCGCUUUAGCGAUCAGAACUCCCCACAGAUCGCGCAAAAAUCGAGAUAGCCAAUCAGAUGGCUGGAAUCUUACCCAGAGCGUGCAAAACUCAUGCGUAAGACCGCUUUUCUGCGCGUUCAUGUUAACCUGAGUAUCAGGCUCUAUUUUACAAAUAGAGCCUGACACAAAACUUAACCUGAUCGCUUUCCGCCCACAGCAAAGUUUAUAUUUAGUAUCCAAUCAAAAUGUCGCAAGAGAAAUUUAAAUUUCACACAACGACAACAACAAUCUAAUUAUAGCAUAGGCAGCCCACUAAAUGGCUGAAUUUAAAUUAAAACUGCAAUGAACUUAUAAAAUUAACAAAAAUAAUCACAAAUUAGCGAAAUAUAUUGCAAAUGUAGCUUAUAUUAAAUCGCCACCCGAUUGCUCUCUCCUCCACAGAGGUUUCAGUGACUACAAUGAGCUUUACAUGGCGCUUGCCGUAUUUAUCAACAAACAGUGACGUAUAAUUAUAAAGUAUAUAUAUAUAUAUUAAGUAUACUUUAUAACUAUACGUCAGUCGAUAGUGCAAUCUGAUGGCGAUUUAAUAUAAGCUACAUUUGCAAUAUAUUUCGCUAAUUUGCGAUUAUUUUCUAAUUUUACUGCAGUUUUAAUUUAAAUUCAGCCGUUUCGUGGGCCGGCUAUAAUUGUAGUUGUGAAUUGUGAUCGUUAUAAAAUAUAUCAACAACAAUAGUAUAAUCUAAUUAGCACCAGCCAAUCAAAUGAUAGAUUUAAAAAUCGUUUGUCUAAUCGGCCAAUCAGCGCUCAGUCCAGAUUCUGGACUGAACAACCAGGCAAAAUGCCACUUUUGUGUCAGGCCGUACUUUUCUCCCCUUCGCCACGAUCAGGCGUGCCUGUGCCCUAAAAAGUACGGCCUGAUACUCAGGUUACGUUCAUGUUUGAAGGCCUUGCUACUGAAUGAUAUCUCAAAACUGGACUGUUAAACUUUCAACACAUUACACUGCGCGAAGUUUGAUAACUGGACUGCUAUUUUAAUUUAACAAUUUUCUACUUUUCUGGCCAAUUUUUACCUUAGUCGCGUGAUCGCUCUGAUCACCCCUAGAUCCGCCCCUGAUAGACAUCAUUAUAUGGAUGGACACUUUUAUUUGGAACAUCAAUAGCUUUAUCAGAUAUACAUAACUUUAAAAACCACCAAUAUCAUGAGUUCAUUGGUGAGGUAAUUUUGAAAAUCAACCGUUGUCUAAGCCGAAAAAAAAGUAGUUAAUGAUAGCAGUGUGUUUAGGUAAAAAUCUUGCAUUGAUAUUUUGAAAAAGGAUUUUUCUUGGUAUUAAUGAUACUAAGUAAAAAAGAUAUUAAACAGAAAGACGAACAAAGAACAGUGUUUUAUGACAAACAAUAUUAUAAAUUAUAUGACUAAAGUUAAAUUUACACACCAUUUAUAUAUUUAGAUUUAAGAAGUAAAAAUGCUGAGUUGGUAAUCCAUUGUUUUCCAUAGUCAUGUGAGAAAUUUGGCAGUUAAAUUCUUGGUGACUAGCUUGCACUGAGCCCAUAGUUGCUGAAAUAUGUGUUGAUGUCAUGAUGUUUUUUGUUUCUUUCCGCCAGUGUCCACAUCUAAAACAAAAUUAUAUUUCACAAUUAACAAAAUCUAUUUAUUAAGUUUAAUGCAAAGCGUAUUGUUGCUCAAACUGUGACAUACUGGUUCCCAUUAACUAUAUAUUGACAACUAAAGUCAGUUCAGACACAAACCACGACACCUUAUUGUAGAAUACUACCUACAAUGGACUACCACGUUUGAGAUAUUUUUUCUAGUAGUUCAGACACAAACCACAGAAACUUAUUGUAGAAUACUACCUACACUGGACCACCACAUUUGAGAUAUUUUUUCUAGUAGUUCAGACACAAAUCACGACAGCUUAUUGUAGAAUACUACCUACACUGAACCACCACGUUUGAGAUGUCUUCCAGGAGCGGAUCUAGGGGUGAUCAGAGCGAUCACGCGACUAAGGUAAAAAUUGGCCAGAAAAAUGCAAAAUUGUUAAAUUAAAAUAGCAGUCCAGUUAUCAAACUUUGCGCAGUCUAAUGUAUUGAAAGUUUAACAGUCCAGUUUUGAAAUAUCAUUCAGUAGCAAGACCUUCGAACAUGAACGCGCAGAAAAGCGGUCUUACGCAUGAGUUUUGCACGCUCUGAGUCAGAUUCCAGCCAUCUGAUUGGCUAUCUCGGUUUUUGCGCGAUCUGUGGGGAGUUCUGAUCGCUAAAGCGAUCAGGGACUCGAAUACAGGCUAUCCGAUUGGCUAAUUCAAAACAAUCCUGAAUUCCCAUUGGCUGGAUUUUUUUGAUCGAUCAUACCGUUCAGGCCUCAUUAGUGCAGUUUAUACUUUGUUUAUGCCUCUUGUGACAUGUAGACUUUAUAUAUUAAUCAGAACGCUACUUAAUAACACUGUUUAUACCUAUUUAAUGUUUAAACUACAAGAACACGACAAUGUAGCAUGGCCUUGUGUAAUACGAUCUCUACAACAUGUACACAACAAGUAAAAUGGAUCAUGUUGCCAUUGUGAAUACUUAUUCAUGGCGCAUGUUUCUGCUACGAAUGAAACUCGAGGAGCAGUGAAUUAAACGUGGAAAUUAUCUUCCUGUUUAACAAUCAAUCAAAUGUUUUAAACUACAUCACUAUAUUUGGCGAAAAAGCAAUUUUUUAAGUUACAUUUUUUCGUAAACAGAACACAUAUAAAAAAUAUUAAUUUGUUCUAACUCUCCGACUUCGCUAAAAGUACCCCCUCCGCCAGUCAAAAGUACCCCCCUACCCCAAUGUUCAGCAACGAAAUUUUUUACUAACGUACGAAAAAUCCUAGAUCCGCCCCUGAUGUCUUCUUCAGGUAGUUCAGACACAAACCAUGGCAGCUUAUUGUAGAAUACUACUCACACUGGACCACCAUGUUUGAGAUAUCCUCGACUGUGGAAAGUUUGUAUUAUGCAACUGAAAUCUCGGGCAUACAGUUUUGUUCUUUUCUAUAUAUUUACUACAAAAUUUUGGAAAUCUCUAACAGGUAUGCAAUUUCCAAACUGUCCACAGUCAGGACUACCCUCAAUGACUGAUGAAUCUAAUGUUGUGUAUCAAUAAAUAUGAGAGAUGGAACAAGACAUAUAUUACACACAGUAAGCCGAGGAGCCCUGUGUUGUGUUUUUCCCCUGUGAGCCCACUAGUGUGUUUUUCACCAUACCUUGAUUGGUUGAUGGUGUAUCGACAACACUAGCAAGAUCUGCUGAUCUUUUACCAUGUAAAAACAAAUGUCUCUUAGUCUCACUAAUUUCAGUCUUAUAUUUUAUUGGUGCUCCUGAAAUACUAGCUUCAUUUCGUUCGUCUGAUUCUAAAUCCACAGUUUCUGCUGGGUAAGAGACGCUCGAGUACUCAAAUAAUGGUUCAUAACGCUUUGAUAAAGAAUUCCAAUCCACAUCAUUUUGUUCUAAUGGUGUUUCCAGAAACUUUGGUUUCCCAACUGUCGCAAAAAGCGUGCUUGGCGAAGGCAGUUUAUUUGCAUGAGUAGUUUCAGUUGUUGUUGGUUCAUUAUGUAUUUGACACGAUUCUUCUUCGUUCUCUGAUUCAGAGGAUGUUUCAUUGUCAUCUGCAGUAAAAAAUGAAAGACUCUUCGUUUCUUCCUGAGAAUUCUCUACGCAAUGUGGUAAUUCUUUCCCCGAAUUUACGGACAUUUUCUUUCAAUGCAUAUUUGUUUACAUUUCUUUCAAUCCAUAUCAUUGGUUGUUAAAUAAAGUUUAACAAAAUUACCGCUAUCCUAUUGCACUGCCGUCUUCAAUUGCCCCUAUAUAUCUCUACCUAUUCAUAUGUAUUCCUCCUUAUCCAUUGAUACCCAGCAAAAGUGAGGUAAUUAGGAGUAUCUAGGAAUAUUGAAGGAAUACAUUGGAUAAAUGAGAAAUAUUACCAUUGUUGUUCAUAGAUAUCCAUUGACAGGUGAUAAUUAGGAGUAUAUUUGAGUACUUUAGGUAACUUGUAAAUAUAUUCCAAUAUUAAGGGUAGUUUAGGUGCAAUUUGGAUUAAAAUUGUUGUAUAAGUACUUUACAUCAUGCAUUAUCCAUUGUUAUUCUGUGGUAUUCACUAUUGAUCAUCAUUUUAACAUGGCGAUUUUUUUUAGUUGAAAAGUAAAAUUGUUUUGUUUUUUGCUGCAAAAAUGGGCAAGCGAAACUACAGAAAACGACGAGAGGUCGAUGAAGACGAAGGGAACGCAUCUGGCGAGGAGGCAAGCGGUUUAGAAAGUUUGGAAGAAAGAAAAGAAAUUCAAAAACUUCGCAAAAGACAGAAGGGUUUGAGCGCCACUGAGCUCGCUGUUGGUCAAACUUUGCCUGACAAAGAAAGUCAAGACGAGGUGGAUCCUUUUAAAAGCAAGACAGGUGGGAUAUUAGACAUGGAUCUGAUUAAAGACAGAGACAGAGAUAGAGAAGGCGAGGAAAAAGAAAAAUCAAUCUCUCUGGGUAGUAGUUUUGCUGUGGAAACCAACAGGCGAGACGAAGAUACCCACAUGUUGAAGUAUAUUGAAGAUAAGAUGAAAGCAAGGAGGGGAGAGGGGGAGAAAGAUGCCCCCAAAGUAAAGUAAGUAUGGUGUGGGAGGGAAGUAAGUAUGGGGUGGGGGGGGAGAGGGAGAGAAAGAUGCCCCCAAAGUAAAGUAAGUAUGGUGUGGGGGGGUGGGAGAAAUAAUCCCCUAGAGCAAGUAUGGUGUGUGGGGGAGAGGGGAGAAAGAUACCCCUAAUGUAAAGUAAAAGUAUGGCAUGUGUGUGGGGGGGGGGAGGGGGAGAAAGAUACACCUAAAGUAAAGUAAGUAUGGUGUGCAGGGCUCGAAUUUUAUCGCGGCAAUUGCCGUAGAGGGAGAACAAAAUGCCGUGGAUCAUUGCGGCAACGACGGCAAUUUUUUGCCAUAUAGUGCAAUUUUUACACUAUUCACUGUGCAAUACUACUUUGAUACUUGAAUUCAGAUGUUGAUCAAAUAAUGCGUUUUAGUCUCAGUUUUCUUUUAAAAAAAAACCACUGAAGAAAUAUGUAGACAUGUUUCUAGCUUGUCAAAAACCAAAGUAACAAUAAAAUUAAAGUUUUUUACAGUAAUUUGAAAAAUGCUAUGGAAACUGCCAAAAUUGCCGUAGACAGCUGUUACGUUCUACGGCAAUUUUUAGCACCAUUGCCGUCGAUUGAUUUCAGGGAAAUUCGAGGCCUGAUGGUGUGAGAGGGGAGAAACAUGUGUUGGUGCAGCAUUGAGGUGAUCAGAUAUCUGACAGAAUUGUUUUGUGUUCUGCAUAGAGUGAAGUCUAAAGAAGAUGCUCUGUAUGAACUACCCGAGAAACUCAAAGUGAAAUCACAACUCAAACAAUCUGAAGAAAUGCUGUCUAACCAAAUGUUGUCUGGUAUUCCUGAGGUUAACCUUGGGAUCCAGGCAAAGAUACGGAACAUCGAAGCAACCGAGGAAGCCAAGAUGAAAAUGAUUGAGGAACGAAGGAAUAAAAAGAAUCAAGGUCCCUCCAUCAUGGUUCCAACAAACGUUGCUGUGGAUUUCAUGCAACAUAAUAGAUGUGAGUAUAUCUCAUCUUUUGACUUUGGAGGAAAUUAAUUUCCUGUCCAAAAAUUCUUGCAGUUAUGGAAAUCUGUGCAAAAUUUUUCAUAUUGUAAAAAAAAUGCAAAUAAUUUCUGAAGAAUCUGCACACAAAAUGUCUGCACACCAAAAUGUUUUUCCCUGGAAGUGACAUGCUUUACGUAAGUGUGUAUUCUUGGGCUGUCCUUGCUUGUGACAAAUUCUGAACUUUAAAACUUACUCCAUCAUUUGAAUUCACUGCAGUUUACGACGAACGCAAGUCAAUGGAAACAGAGAAAAAGAAACUUCAAAAACAAGCCAAAGAACAGGAAGAAAGCAAACCACAAGGUCCGACUGUCACUGCAGAAAGUCUGGGUGUUGGCAUCGAUGGUGAUGAUGGAGGCUUGGGCUCUAAGAAGACUGGUAACCAAGUUGAUAAAGCAUCGGACGAUUUCUUUUUUGAAAAGUUUAAGAACAGAACUCAGGAUUCGUGGAGAUAUCAAUAG